CGCCAUAGCGGAUCUUUACACAUUGUUUCUUGGAUUACCAUCUAGUUUUUCAAGCAAAAUCUAUUGUUUUAGUCCUUUUUUGUAUAUUUCCAUCGAUUUUGCUUUGUUCUUAAGAUAAUGUGAGAGUAUUGAACACAAACUCUAUCACACCUCAAGGCACUAAUUAGGUUUACGUGUCGGAGUGACCGUAGGCAGUCAAAAUUUACUCUGCUACUUGACCAUUUGUCAACAAAAUAAUUGUUCCGGUAUUUUAGAGCACAAACAUUAAAAUAACUGAUCAACAUCACUUCCAGGCAAAAUGGUUUUAGUAAAUUCCUUCAGAUACCCUUCGUCCAACAUCAGAUACGAAAGGAGGAACAUCCGAGCAGUUCUGGAUAAAAAGGACUUGGGUUUAGGAACACUCUUUGUUAGUGAAAGUACACUAUGCUGGCAGGAAAAGGAUAGUAUUGGUUUUUCCAUCCCCUACACCAACAUAUCCUUGCAUGCCAUAUCAAGGGAUAACACUGUGUUUUCUAGUGACUGUGUCUAUAUUAGUUUAGAUGGCAGGUUUUACAUGCCAGGAGACCAGCCCCCUCAACAAGAUGAGGACAGCGACAGUGAUGCAGAAUCAGAAAAUGAGAGCAGUGAAUUAAUCCUGGUGCCCUACGAAGACGAUGAUAAUGCCAGUAUAGUUAAUAUUUAUGAAGCUAUCAAAGUUUGUCAGGAAUUGAACCCGGACCCUGAAGACAUUGAUGAUGAUGAUGAUAAUCUUUACGCUGAUGCGGAAGACGAGUUAGAAGAAGGUCAUUAUGUUAUUCAAGAUAGGGGUGCAGGUGAUGCAGACAUUGAUGAUAUCGCUAGAAGAUUGGAAGAACAUUCAGUUGAUGGCACUUAUGCUCAGAAUGGGAAUGAUGAUGAUGAAUUCGAAGACGCAGACUAAGAACAUCGUCUUCUGUUCAAAACCUGUAUUCACCCAUUAUUUUCUAUCAGCUUUUCAAAUUCAUUACCAAAGUUAGGUUCUUAUAUAACUAAAACUUUCUGUUUUUGUAUGAGUGCUAUAGCGAUGUUAGAAUACGAUUUUAAUACAUUUUUAACUUUAGGACUAGAAGUUUUAAGUUUUUAGUGGUGUGAAUUAUUUAGGGCUUGAUGACCCUUGCUUUUUGUAUUUUUUGGUAAAUAUAUUAUACUUUUACGCCACCACAUUACAUAUAUAAUUUAUAGGAGUGUUUACCUGGUUACUUUUGAAAAUGUGUUAUAUUCGAAAAUAGGCAGUGGCUUGACCAGCUCCUCAUCAAGUUUUGUUUAAUUCCUAUUAUUGUGGACUUUCAUUCAAUUAAAGCGGAAUGUAUUUGCGGUUGCUUGGCUGCAUUUUAUGUGUAAAUGUAAAAUAUAAAAAAGUAUAAAUGUUUAAUUAAUGUUAUUAUAGAAGGUAUAAAACACACACGCACAUUCGCAUAAGACGUCAUUGCUUGUGCAUAGAAUUUAUUUAUUGACACAUUGACGUCUGUUUCAUAACACAGAUUACAGAGUAGAUAACCUCUGUGAUCUGUGGUUUCAUACUUGUCUUUAUCUUGUGUUUCAUUUCGUAACACAAUUGGGUUAUGUUUCUGUUUAUCGAGAAUGUCCUAUAAUGAGAAUUUCACGAUUCUUUAAUUUAUCUGGUCCAGAACUAGGAAUAGCACUAUUUUUCGGCAUUGGGGGAGGUAUCUACAUUUGGAGACCCACAGUCAAAAACGCAUUUGAUUCAGUAAAUAAAAAUACUGCAAAAGCACAACAGCCUGAAAUUACUAAAGAAUCCUAGCUAAGAUGUUUGGAGCAAAGUACCAAGCUUGGACCAAGUCGAAAAAGGGAAAUCCCAAUGUACUGUUGUUCUCAGGUGCUUGCUUUAUAAUAGCUGGUGUCAUAGCUUAUAACGGCUUGUAUAAACCAUGGGCUAAGAAGAGGAAAUUAUCUGAAUAUGAAACACUUGCCAAAAUUAUAUAUGAGAGUGAAAUCAAGCCCAACUAGUUAUUAUGAACAAUCAUGUAGAUCAUUUAUUAGUUCUUAAUACAGUGUUACUGAAAAACUGAA
This is a messenger RNA of Dendroctonus ponderosae (mountain pine beetle), 2049 nucleotides long. RefSeq names its product methylosome subunit pICln. Gene Ontology annotation, cellular component: pICln-Sm protein complex; cytosol; spliceosomal complex. NCBI's taxonomy places the organism in Eukaryota, Metazoa, Arthropoda, Insecta, Coleoptera, Curculionidae. The coding region runs from base 299 to 919 and encodes 206 amino acids. The transcript has 5 exons. Gene Ontology annotation, biological process: chloride transport; mRNA cis splicing, via spliceosome; cell volume homeostasis. The record is from RefSeq and is a predicted model, not a curated record.